Messenger RNA from Psammomys obesus (fat sand rat), 4007 nucleotides. It is a transcript of the gene Nedd4, whose product is annotated as NEDD4 E3 ubiquitin protein ligase. The record is from RefSeq and is a predicted model, not a curated record. Gene Ontology annotation, molecular function: protein binding; ubiquitin protein ligase activity; sodium channel inhibitor activity. Gene Ontology annotation, biological process: receptor internalization; neuromuscular junction development; regulation of dendrite morphogenesis. Lineage: Eukaryota; Metazoa; Chordata; Mammalia; Rodentia; Muridae. The coding region runs from base 1 to 3837 and encodes 1278 amino acids. The transcript has 25 exons.
AUGGCACAGAGUUUACGAUUGCACUUUGCAGCCAGAAGAAGCAAGACUUACCCUCUGUCGGAACCCUCCGGAGAUGACCUGGAUAGCCACGUUCACACACACGGCAAGAGGCCGCCCCGGAUCUCAGUGGCCAGUGUGGUUCAAAUGAGGCUGACCCCCAGACAGACGCCACUGGCUCCGUGGGUAGAGCAGAGAUCAUCGGAAAGCAGUGACAAGAAAAGCAGCUGCCUGCAGAUUUCGCUGCAGCCCCGGGCCAGUGGGUGUCUUCCGCCUCGCACCGUGGUGGCUGACAGGGACGAUACUUCCUUUACCUCUGUUCUGAAGGAUGGCGUUUGCAGCAGCCCCGGGCCUGACAGCGAGCUGCCCGGUGCCAGCGAUGGCAGCCUCUUCGGUCCCUCUGCUGUGUGCCACGGCAGCCUCGGCAACUUCUCAGCCAGUGACAGUGGGUCCUGCAGCAGCAGCGGCAGUGACUGUGGGUCUUGUGCAAGCACCGCCAGCAGAGGCUCCUACACCAGCAGCGUUGUGAGCGACAGCAGUGGCUACGAGACUUCACCUUCUGACAGCGCCUCCAGCAGAAGCGUGCCGGUCAGCGCCCAUCCUCGUGAGGUUACGUGCACAAGUCCCAGUGGGCUUGCCUUUACCCAUGAGGACCUGGAGCGUGGGGUCGAGAUCAUGAAGCUGCCAGUGAGCAGGAACGCAAAGGCCCCACUGAAGCGCUGCACGUCUUUGGUCAUCUUCCCCAGGAGCCCUUCAAACACCCCACCGGCGUCCCCGACGAGCAGAGGUGCCUACCAGACCUCGCACCAGUUGGCUGUGUCUCCUACCGAAACUGCACAGCAGGAAGAUGCUUCCGGCACCAAAGGCUUUCUGUCGACAGCCGUCAACGGGCUUCGGUUAUCUAAAACAGUUCGAGCUCCCGGAGAAGUCAGAGAUGUGCGGCCACUCCACGCCAAGGGCUCGUUGCAGAAGAAAAUUGUCAUUUCAAAUAGUAGGCCCAAACAGACUGUGUGUGAGAAGCUGCCUGAAGGAUUUUCCCAUCUUUCGUUGCACUUAACCCAACAAAAAACAACCACCACGUCGGAUUGUGAAAACACACGUCGUGGUGGCCCAUCAGGGAGGUCAGAACUUCAGCCCCAGUCUGAUGUGGACCAUGGCAUGCUCACGCCACACACGGAUUACCAUAUAAACAUGUGUGGAGAGUUGGAAAGACCAAAUGCACAGAUAAGGAAAAGCCGGGCUGCUUUGCAAAGAAGUAUCUCAUUGGGUGGGCCAUACCCAGAUAUUUCCUGUUUACCCAGCCUGAAGCACAAUUGUUCAAAGGGGGGAUCAUCCCAGUUGCUCAUAAAGUUUGCAUCUGGGCAUGACGGUGGAGCUGGUAGUUGGUGGGGAGAGAGAGACUUGGCAGAUGGGCUGUCUGGUGUCUGUAAGACAAGAGAUGAUUUCCUAGGUCAAGUGGACGUCCCUCUCUAUCCUUUACCGACAGAAAACCCAAGAAUGGAGAGACCAUAUACGUUCAAGGAUUUCGUUCUCCAUCCAAGAAGUCACAAGUCAAGAGUUAAAGGUUAUCUGAGAUUAAAAAUGACUUAUUUACCUAAAACCAAUGGCUCGGAAGAGGAGAAUGGAGAUCAGGUUGAGGAGUUAGAGCCUGGCUGGGUGGUUUUGGACCAACCAGAUGCUGCUACCCAUUUGCAGCAUCCACCAGAACCCUCUCCCCUGCCUCCAGGAUGGGAAGAGAGGCAGGAUGUCCUUGGAAGGACCUACUAUGUAAACCAUGACUCUAGAAGGACACAGUGGAAAAGACCAAGCCCUGAGGAUGACCUCACAGAUGCUGAGAACGGUGAUAUCCAGCUGCAGGCACAGCGAGCGUUUACCACCAGGCGGCAGAUAUCGGAGGAGGUGGACAGCCCUGACAACCGGGAGUCCCCUGAGAAUUGGGAAGUUAUACGAGAAGAGGAUAAUGCAGUGUAUAGCGGUCAGGCUGUCCAGUCGCCUCCGUCAAGUCAAGUGGAUGGACAGGCUCGCCUUGCAGAAGAGUUAGAUGCCAGACUUGCUGUGUUUGGAAAUCCCGCCACCGGCCAGCCAGUCACCAGCUCGAAUCAUUCCAGCAGAGGAGGCAGCUUGCAAGCCUGUAUCUUCGAGGAACAGCCUGCACUUCCUGUGCUUCUGCCUACUUCAUCUGGGUUGCCACCAGGUUGGGAAGAGAAGCAGGAUGAGAGAGGACGUUCGUACUACGUAGACCACAACUCUAGAACCACCACAUGGGCCAAGCCCACCAUGCAGGCCCCAGUGGAGAGCAGUCAGCAGCCAUCAAGCCAGAGUUCCGCAGGCCCUCAGCCACAGCUCCCCACCAGUGACCCCGCUCACCAGGCCAGCCCGCCAUCUGGCACUCAGCAAGCAUUCCUUCCCAAAGGUUGGGAAGUCCGGCAUGCACCAAACGGGAGGCCUUUCUUUAUUGACCACAACACCAAGACCACCAGCUGGGACGAUCCAAGACUGAAAACCCCUGCUCCUCCGAAAGCGAAGACAUCAGCCGACUCGUCCAGUGACCUGGGACCUUUGCCUCCAGGAUGGGAGGAGCGGACCCACACGGACGGAAGAGUCUUCUACAUAAACCACAACAUGAAGAAGACGCAGUGGGAGGACCCCCGGCUGCGGAGCGCGGCGGUAACCGGGCCAGCAGUGCCCUACUCCCGGGAUUACAAGAGAAAGUACGAGUUCUUCCGAAGAAAGCUGAAGAAGCAGAAUGACAUUCCAAACAAAUUUGAAAUGAAACUCCGCCGCGCAAAUAUCCUGGAGGAUUCUUACCGGAGAAUUAUGGGAGUGAAGAGAGCCGACUUCCUCAAGGCUCGCCUCUGGAUUGAGUUUGAUGGUGAAAAGGGACUUGACUAUGGAGGCGUUGCUCGAGAGUGGUUCUUCCUCAUUUCAAAGGAGAUGUUCAAUCCUUACUACGGGCUGUUCGAGUACUCUGCUACGGAUAAUUACACCCUGCAGAUAAAUCCAAACUCGGGCUUGUGUAAUGAAGAUCACCUCUCGUACUUCAAGUUCAUCGGUCGCGUGGCUGGGAUGGCAGUUUACCAUGGCAAGCUGUUGGAUGGCUUUUUCAUUCGCCCCUUUUACAAGAUGAUGCUUCAGAAAAUGAUCACGCUGCAUGACAUGGAGUCGGUGGAUAGUGAAUAUUACAGUUCUCUGCGCUGGAUUCUUGAAAAUGACCCGACGGAGCUGGACCUGAGAUUCAUUAUAGACGAAGAACUUUUUGGACAGACACAUCAACAUGAACUGAAAACUGGCGGCUCAGAGAUUGUCGUCACCAACAAGAACAAAAAGGAGUAUAUCUACCUUGUGAUACAGUGGCGAUUUGUGAACCGAAUCCAGAAGCAAAUGGCUGCCUUUAAAGAGGGAUUUUUUGAGCUGAUUCCACAGGAUCUCAUCAAGAUAUUCGAUGAAAAUGAACUAGAGCUUCUCAUGUGUGGCCUGGGAGAUGUGGACGUGAGCGACUGGAAGGAACAUACAAAGUACAAAAAUGGCUACAGCAUGAACCACCAGGUUAUCCAGUGGUUCUGGAAGGCUGUUUUGAUGAUGGACGCAGAAAAAAGAAUUCGCCUGCUUCAGUUCGUCACCGGCACUUCCCGUGUGCCUAUGAAUGGAUUUGCUGAACUCUAUGGCUCAAAUGGACCCCAGUCCUUCACAGUUGAACAGUGGGGCACCCCGGACAAGCUGCCAAGAGCACAUACGUGCUUCAAUCGCCUGGACCUGCCUCCCUAUGACUCGUUCGACGAGCUCUGGGAUAAGCUUCAGAUGGCAAUCGAGAACACGCAGGGCUUUGAUGGGGUCGACUAGAGAGGCAGGUGUUCGAAACAGGCUGUGGGGGCUUGACCACCAUAGCUUCUAAGCAAAAGCAAAAUCCCAUCUUACCACUUUCCAGAAAUUUCUAAAAGGUUGUCACUGGCUUCUCCCACGAGACCAGAGGAUAGUUUGUCCAUGAUUUCAGCCACCACCAUGCUGACGUA